This is a messenger RNA of Closterium sp. NIES-65, 756 nucleotides long. NCBI's taxonomy places the organism in Eukaryota, Viridiplantae, Streptophyta, Zygnematophyceae, Desmidiales, Closteriaceae. The record is from the annotation of a GenBank genome assembly.
AUGGGGUGUGUGGGUGAGUGGGGUGAAUGGGAUGAGUGGGGUGAGUGGGGUGAGUGGGUGAGUGGGGUGAGUGGGGUGAGUGGGGUGAGUGGGCGUGCCCUUCUCAGACUGGCAUUUGGAGUUGACGCCACAGCGGAUGUGCUGUUGCGGAUGGAGAGAGCGGAGGAGAGGGUGAGUGGAGGAGGGGAGGAGCGAGAGGGACUCUGUGGAGCUGAUGAGGCUGCACGGGUGGCAUGUGUAUUAAACUGCGACCUCAUCCCCGUUUCUCCACCUCUCUCCCACUCUCCUUCCGCCACUUUCUCUCUCCCUUCUUUCCUUCUAGCAGUAGCCAGAGCAUCCCUCCCUUGGCCACAACUGCCACAUCAUGAGUCGGAGGUGGCAGCAUCGCCCUGCCUGCUUCUCACCCUUCCAAUCCUCCGCACUCCCCUCCAGCCUAUCCCACUUUCUCUCACUGUUCCACUUUCACCUCCUCGUGUGCUCUUUCCUCCUGCUGAAUCCCCAAUCACCCUGCCGACACAGCAGACUGGCAUUCAAAGGCCCUCUCCCUCCUCCGCCCUCCUCUCUCUUGGUGCCUUUUUCCGCCCCACCCUCCUCUUCGAGCAGUGCCUGGGGCAGUCCGCCUGCCCCAACUGGGACCUGGCAGUGUCGCCCUGCCGUGCCCAGGGCACUCCGCCUGCCCCAACUGGGGCAUGGCAGCGUCACCCCCCCUCUCUCCCCCACACCCUGCCUGUGCAGCAGCCUGGCGUUUUGAGUUAG